GCACCCACCUCCUGCUCGGCUGCAGCAGCCGAGGCGGGGGCUCGCCCCGUGCUGGCUGAGCCGGGGCAGAUGCUGAGCGGUGAAACUUGGCGAGGCCGCCGCCAGCGAGCGGCUGCAGAGGGCGGCCGGGCACGCGGCUGGGGCAGAGCGUGGAAAAAAGUCGCUUCCUUUUAUAGCCAGGCUGGGGCUGUUCGGUGCCGUGCGAGCGCCUGAGCCACCACGGCCACCCCGGCGCCCCCCCGGCUCCGCUGCCAACCCCUGCGGGGCCGUUUGUCCCCGUGCCUGGGGCAGGGAGCUGCUCCCGGAGGGGUGCAGGGCCUGGGGGCUCCGGACAGGAUGGUUUUGAGCUGCUCAUGGGGCUGCGUGCGGCCCUCCAAGGUCACCUGCAGAGCCCGGCCAAGGGCUGCGGGGCUGUGCCGUGGGCUGGAGCCGUGAAGGUCCCCCGGGGCCGGGGCACCUCAACGCCGCAGUGCUGGGAGAAAUGCCCAAGGGCAGCCGAGGCGGCUGGAGCCGAGGUGGGCCGGGAUGCGAGAGCCCUGCCCCUGCACCCUGGAUGCGGGGGCUCAGCGCUGGGCAAAGCCACGGGCUGACGGCUCCCACUGCACCCCAAGAGCCCUGCGGGAGCCCGAAGCUGCAGGGCAGGUGGAGCCCGAGGAGUUAAGCGGGGACAUCUCUGCAGUGUCCAGCCGCGGGACACCCACUCUGUCUGCUUUUUGAGGGAAAAGGGGUGCUGGUGCAGCCAGACGCGCUCUGCCCCAGCGUUGCCAUCAGGCUGGGGACGGGGCUCCCAAAAGCCGUGUCCCCAGGGUCCCCAGGACCAGGGGACAACCACGGGACAGCCCCAGGACGCCAGCAGAGCAUCGUGGGGGCACCACGGCCGUGCUGGCAGCUGCCCCCCACCCCGCAGCAAGGGCUGGAGGCUCCGGGGGCCACCGAGCAGCCUCUCCUCUGCCUGCGGGUGUCGUGAGCGGGGCCGGCGCCUGCUUGGCACCCACCGGCUCCUUGCAGAGAGCUGCGGCGGUCACGGUGCUGAGUCACGGCCGUGCUGGGCCCCCCCCCCAACCCCUGCACUCCUCGCUUGCCCUCCCCAGCUGCGCCGCCCCCUCCUGGGACGGGUCCCUGCAUUUGCCCCGCUCCAGCUCCCAGUUUAGGGGUAGGAAGGUCGCCGGGGUCAAGGUGUGGACGUGCUGCUGUGACACUCGUCCCCUCCAUUGCUCUGCCCUGGCCGUGCUGGGUCGGGGCUGCUGAGCCCCCCCAUCUCCCCCCCCCGCACACCUUCGAUGGUCUCCAGCCCCAGGGACCUCCACCAACCCCCCCCCAUCAGCAACGGCCUCUCGGCCCUCCCCUGCCUGCUGUGCCGGGCUGCGGUUUGGGGGCGCGGAGCACCAGGACCCCUGCGUCCAUCUCCUGGCCUUGCAAGGAGCUGGGCAAGGAGGGGGGGGUGCAAGAGGGGGUGCAGUCCCCCCCCUCCCCCCCCACCCGACCUGGCCAUAAAUUGCAGAGCGAGGGGGCCACAAGUGCUGCUUUGGCACCCUGGGCUGCAGCAGGGUGGCCAGCGAGGAGGGGGCUGGGGCAGUGCAGGGUGCUGGGGUGCCGCAGGGGGGGUGCAGGGUGCUGGGGAGGUGCAGCUGGUCCAUCCUGGCCCAGCACAGCAGCAGCAAGGAGGGGGGGGCUGCCAAGACCCAGAGCUGAUGGGCGGGGGGGUCGACUGCAGCCCCCUGGGAAGCAGCUCCGAGCAUUGGAACCCCCAACCCACGCAGGUUCACGGGACACGGCGCUCAGCCAGGGGGGCUGCCCACAUUGCUGAGCCCCUGCCCGUUCUGGGGUGCCCCACAGCCCCGCCAAGGGCAGCCACUGAUGAAAAGCACCCCCCCCGUGGGCGCUUUACCCGCCUGCGAGCCCUGGGGCCAGCACAAAGGCUGGGCACCCUGGGCACCGUGGGCACCCUGGGCACCCUCGCCCCAUGUCCCCCAGCUUCCCCAGAGGGACAGGGCUGGUCCCCAGCGCUGCAGAGCAGGGGGGAUGCCGGGGCUGGGGGCUUCUCCCUGCCGCCUCUCCCUCCCAACCCUACAUACUUCUUCAUAUGCCCAUAUGGAGUCGGCCGGCGUUAUGGAAUGUUAAGAAGUAUGUAUUUUUGGGCUGGGACCCCCACGCCGGGACCCUGGUGCUGGCGCCGGCCCCGGCCCCGGUGGCACCUCCGGAGAGAAAGUGCGUCCCUGGGGCUGGUAAAAAGGAACCAGAUCAACUUGCAACUGGAUUUGGUCCCCUUCAACCAGCUGCGGUGGCGCACAGGCUGCGUACUCGCUUCGUCCCCGCGCUGCAGGUGCCCGCGGGCCGGUGGCACGAGUGGCGUCCUGGGGACACGGAGGGGGCAGCCGGACCCGCGGUCCUGGGGGGCAUCAGGAACCCCCACGGCUCUGAGCGUUGCUGCGUCAGCUGCCAGGGCUGUCAUCGGGUCCCUGCUGUGACCCCGUGGAUCCCCAGCAAAACCCCACUGGUUGCUGCGUCCACUGCCCUGGAUCCCCCCACAGACCCCUGGGUCUCUCCUGUGACCCCCCUGGAUCUGAGCCUCCAAAUAAAGGCGUUGGAUCCUGUUGA
Cygnus olor (mute swan) is the source of this 2598-nucleotide messenger RNA. RefSeq names its product interferon alpha-inducible protein 27-like protein 2A. Gene Ontology annotation, cellular component: membrane; mitochondrion. NCBI's taxonomy places the organism in Eukaryota, Metazoa, Chordata, Aves, Anseriformes, Anatidae. Gene Ontology annotation, biological process: apoptotic signaling pathway. The transcript has 2 exons. The coding region runs from base 1281 to 2468 and encodes 395 amino acids. The record is from RefSeq and is a predicted model, not a curated record.